Messenger RNA from Eremomyces bilateralis CBS 781.70, 3062 nucleotides. RefSeq lists its product as uncharacterized. Gene Ontology annotation, molecular function: ubiquitin protein ligase binding. The coding region runs from base 182 to 2863 and encodes 893 amino acids. The record is from RefSeq and is a predicted model, not a curated record. Gene Ontology annotation, biological process: ubiquitin-dependent protein catabolic process. The transcript has 3 exons. Gene Ontology annotation, cellular component: anaphase-promoting complex. NCBI's taxonomy places the organism in Eukaryota, Fungi, Ascomycota, Dothideomycetes, Eremomycetales, Eremomycetaceae.
CCAGCACCUUAACUUGCCAUGUCGGAAACUGUAACUAUCGUUUGAUCGAUGCACAGUACAUCCCGGUACUGUCGUGACUGUGUAUACCGACACUGUGCUACUGCAUUACUCAUGGCUUGCCAUCUAACUAUCUGUACCCAUCGUUUGGUUUCUCAUUCAAGACCGCUGGUCCGCUUUGACAAUGGCUGCUCUUCAUGAGUCGCCCUUGUCGCGGGAAUCGCUCAUCUUCUCCUCGGUUUUCUCCUUGUCGGCUGCAACACAUACCACUCCGACGCCGCUGUCAACCCCCGACCUUGGGAGCAUCGAACCCGGCCAGUCAUUUGGCGGCGUGUUUGGGUCCAACCAACCCUCCCAACAACAAUCGGCCGCGCAGCGACAAGUGCGCCGGAAUUUGGCAUGGAGCUCGGCUACGAGGUUUUUGGGGCAAUUUGCCUUGGAGGAUGCCAUGAAAGGCCGGCCGACGGAGUUGCGGGGCAUGCCGUCGGAUGUACGAGAUGCUAUGGAAUUUCUCCUUAUGGGGGGAGGAUGUCCACUGCCGGAGAGCAACGAGGAGAGUCUGGUGGACUGGUACACCAAUGAAGCGCUGCGGAGAUUCGUCGUCGACAUUAGCCCCGAGUUGACGACGAAAUGGCGAGCUGACUUUGACGAGCACUCUACCUGGCAUAUCUUGAUAUACACCACAAGCAAACUUGUUCAAGCCCAUCGACACUUAGCUCAGCCAUUAAAGGACAUCCUCCUCCCAAUCAUCUCUCGUCCAUCGAGAAGAGCAGACGACGCCAUCGAAGCCCUCACGACCCUCCCGAUUAUCUCGAGGUUCAACCGAGAACUCCGCGCCGCCUUCGUUCAGGCAGUCGAUGCGGGACGUUUUGCCGAGUAUCUAGAACACCUACUGGUCGACACCGGUCGGAAGCUAUUCUCGAUCGAAGGACGUGGCAACGAGAAUGGGGAAGGCCCAGAAUUGAGCCGCGAAGAGAAGCAAAAGAUUCGCGAACGGCUUACGACUCUCUUACGAGGCAUCGGCUCUAUAGGGCUUGGGGGGGACAAGUCUACGUGGGUAGUUGGUGCUGCAAUGGCGAAAUUGCUCGACAAUUUCGUAGACAGCCGCCACAUGAAAGUUGAUUGGUACACGCGGAACUCUGUGGUGCGCACCUUGAAGCACUGGGUCAAGGAAGGUUACAUGAGAUAUUUCCAAGAAAUUAUGGCGUGUCUUGAAGUGGAGUCGGAAAGUGGUCCUCAACCAUCUUCAAUCCCACCCGCAUCGUUGCAGCGGUGCCAAGAGAUUGCCAUCAACCGUCUGGGAAGAGCACGAGUGGCGGAUCUGUUCGAUUUCAUUGUGAGGUGGGAUGGGUCACUUGGCGCCAUCCGGGAUCUGAAGGAGUACAUCACUCUCCCUGGUGCUCGUGUUCAUCUUACCCACAGCUUCUCCCGCCAGUUGUCAAGGCGGUUGCUACAUGCCGGAGCGACAACAAGUGACAUUCUCGACGUGUACGUCUAUAUCAUCAAAGCAUUCAACGAGCUUGACCCGAAAGGCGUUUUGUUGGAUCGGGUCGCUCGGCCAAUCCGUCGUUACCUGAAAGAUCGGGACGACACCGCUCGUAUCAUCGUAGUCAGUCUGUUAAAGGAUGUCGACGAGAUCAUCGCGGAUGAGAAGACAGGAAGACUCGAUAUAGGAGGAAAUGUGUCCAAGCAGAUUGCGCUGGAAAUGAAAUAUCCCUCGGCACACGCCUUGCAAGAGCAGGACUAUGACCUGGAUUGGGGGAAUAUGGAUUGGACUCCGGACCCCAUCGAUGCGGAACCGGAAUACAAGCGAUCCAAGUCGUCCGAUGUCAUCGCCUCCCUCCUGACGCUCUACGACCGGGAAGAUUUCAUCACCGAGCUCAAGGACAUCCUGGGCGAAUAUCUUCUCAAGUACGAAGAUUCCGACUUCGAGAAGGAGCAACGUCUCGUCGAGCUCUUCAAAGUCCGCCUAGGCGAAGACAAGAUGCAAGCAUGCGAGGUGAUGCUUCACGAUGUGCUUGAAUCCAAGCGGAUAAACCGAGACAUCAACGCAUCUAUCAACCGCGAGAAUGUUAGGCUCGGUUCGGAGCUCAAUGCCCAAAUCCUCUCGAGCUACUUCUGGCCCCCGCUCCGAGAGGAUGCGUUCCGUGUCCCGCAACCUGUCCACGCCCUUCAGCAACGAUAUGCAGCUGGUUUCGAGGGGAUUAAGGAUAUGCGUCGGCUUCAAUGGUAUCCAGCACUGGGCCAGGUGGAAGUGGAGUUGCAGCUCCAGGACCGCGAAUGGCGUGGAGAUUGCCAUCCAUGGCAAGCCAGUGUUGUCUACGCAUUCGACGAGUCAAUCUCAAGCAUUUCAGGUCUUGAAAACGACCCGGGCCGUAGCACCACUCCAAGUAGGACGGUUGAGGAACUUAAAAUCAUGCUUCAAAUGGACGAGCAGCUGGUCUGCAAUGCUCUUCAAUUCUGGACCGCCCACCGUGUUCUUGUCGAAGUCUCACCAGGGAUUUAUGAGGUUCAAGAGACUCUCCCUGCGGACGGUGGAUCAUCAGGAGACAAGGCAGGUGGAAGCGGGAAGUCGGCCAGCCGCACCGCUCCACCACUACACACGGAAACAGGGGCGCAUGUGUCGGCCGUGAAGAGCCAGGAGGAUCGGUUGAUGGAGAACGUGGACAUUUACCGGCACUUCAUCGUGGGCAUGCUGACGAACCAGGGAGCCAUGCCCGUGGCGAAAAUCCUCAUGAUGUUGAAGAUGACCAUGCCCGGUGGUUUUCCUUUCGGCAUGGAGGAGGUGCGGACGUUGCUAGGACGAUUAGUGGAGGAGAGAAAGGUGGUGGGACAGGGCGAUAUAUAUUCGGUGUCUAAGGGAUGACCUGCUAACAUGGCCAUGAUUACGAGACAUGGGAGAACGGGUUAUGAAUAUACACGUAUCGAGUACUGCAUCAUUCCGGUCAGAUGUCUUUCACUGAGCUCGGUUAUUGGCCGCUAUUGAGAGUCAAUCCAUGAAUGGUGUAACAUGAAGGUAGUGAAUCUCAUGGAAUAGGAUUGUCAAGUAUGUUGGCUCCGAAUAA